AGUCUCCAAAGUGUGUGGUUAUAUAAAGGCGGAUAAUAAAGAGUUGAUUCCAAAAGGGCUGGUAGACAGAGAGCCACCUGAUGAGCUUGUUCAUCGAGUGAAGAGAAGAGCUGACCCUAAUCCCAUGAAGAACACGUGUAAAUUGUUGGUGGUAGCAGAUCAUCGCUUUUACAGAUACAUGGGCAGAGGGGAAGAGAGUACAACUACAAAUUACUUAAUAGAGCUUAUUGACCGAGUGGAUGACAUCUAUCGGAACACUUCAUGGGACAAUGUGGGUUUUAAAGGUUAUGGAAUACAGAUAGAGCAGAUCCGCAUUCUCAAGUCUCCACAAGAGGUGAAACCUGGUGAAAGGCACUAUAACAUGGCAAAAAGUUACCCGAAUGAAGAAAAGGAUGCUUGGGAUGUGAAGAUGUUGCUAGAGCAAUUUAGCUUUGAUAUAGCCGAAGAAGCAUCUAAAGUCUGCCUGGCACAUCUUUUCACCUAUCAAGAUUUUGAUAUGGGAACUCUUGGGUUAGCUUAUGUUGGUUCUCCCAGAGCAAACAGUCAUGGAGGCAUUUGCCCAAAGGCUUAUUAUAGUCCAAUUGGAAAGAAAAAUAUCUAUUUGAAUAGUGGAUUGACCAGCACAAAAAAUUAUGGUAAAACCAUCCUUACAAAGGAAGCUGACCUGGUAACAACUCAUGAAUUGGGACACAAUUUUGGAGCAGAACAUGAUCCGGAUGGCCUAGCGGAAUGUGCCCCAAAUGAGGACCAGGGAGGAAAAUAUGUUAUGUAUCCCAUCGCUGUGAGUGGAGAUCAUGAGAACAAUAAGAUGUUUUCAAACUGCAGUAAGCAGUCCAUCUAUAAGACCAUUGAAAGUAAGGCCCAGGAGUGUUUUCAAGAGCGAAGCAACAAAGUGUGUGGGAACUCCAGGGUGGACGAAGGAGAGGAGUGCGACCCUGGCAUCAUGUACCUGAACAAUGACACGUGCUGUAGCAGUGACUGCAUGCUGAGGGCGGGCGUGCAGUGCAGUGAUAGGAACAGUCCUUGCUGUAAGAACUGUCAGUUCGAGACUGCCCAGAAGAAGUGCCAAGAGGCUAUCAAUGCCACUUGCAAAGGCGUGUCUUACUGCACAGGUAACAGCAGUGAGUGCCCUGCUCCUGGCAAUGCUGCAGAUGACACGGUGUGCUUGGACCUCGGCAAGUGUAAAGAUGGGAAGUGCGUCCCCUUCUGUGAGAGGGAGCAUCAGCUGGAGUCCUGUGCGUGUAACGAAACCGACAACUCGUGCAAGGUGUGCUGCAGGGACCCCUCGGGCCGGUGUGUGCCCUACGUUGACGCUGAACAGAAGAACUUAUUCUUGAGGAAAGGGAAGCCCUGUACGGUGGGCUUCUGUGACAUGAAUGGCAAGUGUGAGAAGCGAGUACAGGAUGUCAUCGAGCGAUUUUGGGACUUCAUUGACCAGCUGAGCAUCAAUACUUUCGGAAAGUUUUUAGCGGACAAUAUCGUAGGUUCCGUCCUGGUUUUCUCCUUGAUAUUUUGGAUCCCCUUCAGCAUUCUUGUCCAUUGCGUGGAUAAGAAACUGGACAAGCAGUAUGAGUCUCUGUCUCUGUUCCACCCCAGCAACGUGGAAAUGCUAAGCAGCAUGGACUCGGCCUCGGUUCGCAUCAUCAAGCCCUUUCCUGUGCCCCAGACCCCCGGCCGCCCGCAGCCCCUGCAGACCGCCCCUGUGCCGCCUGUACCUGCGGCUCCCAAACUGGAGCCCCAGCGAAUGGACACGAUCCAGGAGGACCCCAGCACAGACUCGCACGUGGAUGAGGACGGCUUCGAGAAGGAUCCCUUCCCCAACAGCAGCACUGCCGCCAAGUCCUUUGAGGACCUCACGGGCCGUCCAGUGACAAGAAGCGAGAAGGCCGCCUCCUUCAAGCUGCAGCGUCAGAACCGCGUGGGCAGCAAGGAGACCGAGUGCUAGGCUGGGCUUCCUGAGCGCGGGCUUCAGCGCACACAGGGUUUUUGUACGACGGACUUGAAAUCCCUGCGUCCAUUUUGUGAAGAUUUGGGAGAAAUAAGGGACUUCACAGCAGAUGCUGGUCAUGUGUUUGGACUCCUUCACACACACAAAUACUUGUGUGCUUAGGCCCUUGUCCUUUGGAAGAGGUAAGGUGAAUCUAGCUUAUUUUGAGGCUUUCAGGUUUUAGUUUUUUUGGCUUUCAAAAUACCCUUCAACCUGUGGUGCAAAAGCAGAAAAUACAGCUGGAUUAGGUUAUGAAUAUUUACAUUUUUGUAAAUUGACCUUUUUAUUGAGAAUAGCACUGAUUAAGGAGAUGAUCAAUUUUUUGUUUUUUAUUUUUUAUUUUAUAUACACUGUAAUGAUCCGCUGACUAUCAGGAGGCAUUUAGCAGUUACUUGUGAGGAUAACUGGAACACAGAUUUUAUUUUUUGCCUUCAGGUAAAGACAAAGGAGAGAAAACUGAGUUACACAUUCUUUCCAAAGCGUGGGUUCUGUUUUUAGGCAUUACCCAGAGCUUUUAGCAGCAGGGAGAAUCACCCAGCUUAUUCCCAAAGAUAAAUGUGUUAAUACGGUUUUUCGGAUUCUAAGAAUUAAAACACAAUCUAGCUUACAGGUAGCCAAAUUGAAUUUACAGAAUCCUGCCAACUGCUCAGGGCCCCAAUGUGCCGGGCAGUUUUUGUUUUCUAAGUUUAUCUAGUACUGUUGCCGUGUUCGUAAAGGGCUCGCCAUUCACAAAACCGAAACAACUUCAAAAUGAGAGCAUGGUUUCCUAGUGGCCAAGAAGUACGUGAGCUAGUUCUCCCCAAAGAACGGUGGUCUUGAAAGGCUGAGGCGUUGUGCUGAGUGGGGGGCGGCACACUGCCUCUCUCGGGUCUGGGGCUUCCCCCCCCCCCCCGCCGGUUCCUGAAAACCCCUGGUGGUGACCUGGAGGUGGACCCUGCAUCCCUUCUUGCUUUAGUGCUUCGGGACUGUGUGCGUUUACUUUGUGAAGGAUAAAAAUCAUCAAAUUGAACUCUAAUUUCCUUAAAAUUAUAGUUAAAAGCUUUUCCCCCCCCAAGUACUGAAAUGUGCUCAUAGCCAACACAUUCUAACGGAGAUAA
Messenger RNA from Neomonachus schauinslandi (Hawaiian monk seal), 3084 nucleotides. It is a transcript of the gene ADAM17, whose product is annotated as ADAM metallopeptidase domain 17. The record is from RefSeq and is a predicted model, not a curated record. The coding region runs from base 125 to 1945 and encodes 606 amino acids. The transcript has 15 exons. Gene Ontology annotation, cellular component: plasma membrane. Gene Ontology annotation, biological process: Notch signaling pathway; membrane protein ectodomain proteolysis. NCBI's taxonomy places the organism in Eukaryota, Metazoa, Chordata, Mammalia, Carnivora, Phocidae. Gene Ontology annotation, molecular function: metalloendopeptidase activity.